Hordeum vulgare subsp. vulgare (domesticated barley) is the source of this 1109-nucleotide messenger RNA. RefSeq lists its product as uncharacterized. The record is from RefSeq and is a predicted model, not a curated record. Lineage: Eukaryota; Viridiplantae; Streptophyta; Magnoliopsida; Poales; Poaceae. The coding region runs from base 6 to 899 and encodes 297 amino acids. The transcript has 6 exons.
ACACCAUGAACUCUGCCCUCACGCUUAUCUCUUUCCAGUCUCCCUCUUUCAACCUAAAACAACGCCCGCUGUCCCAACGCCAGCAGAUAAGCGCCGAGUGGGGGAAGAGGCAACAAUAUUCGCCAAAGCCCAUACGAGCGAUACCAGGGCCAAAUGCAACGGGGGGACUCAACAAUGCUGACCGCGGAGGUAAUACCUUACCAUCUUCACCCAUGACAAAUGUGAUUCAGGAGUUCUACUCUUCCCUCAAUGACAAGGACAUCGCACGGCUCACGGAGCUGAUUGACCCUGAUUGCACCGUCAAGCACACUUCGUAUUAUAAACCACUGGACAUCAAGAAUACGAUUACCUACUUCGCAAGGCUUAUGGAAGCUAUGAGAAAGAAUGUCAAAUUUGCCAUUGAUGAGGUUUUUCAAGGAGUAGAACCGACUGUUGCUGCAGCAAUGUGGCACCUUGAGUGGAACGGUAAGAUCAUCCCAUUUACCAAAGGCUGCAGUUUCUACAUGUGUUCAGCAGAAGGAGAAACGCUUCUCGUUAGGAAAGUGCUUAUCUUCAACGAGUCACCUGUGAAACCAGUAAAUCUGGCAUUGGACAUACUUUUCCUUGUUACCUUUUUGUUCGACCUACUUCCAAAACAAGCUGAAGAUUUUCUACAGAAUCCAGAAGCACUAGCCCAGUCCUUCGUCAAGUUCUACAAAAUCCUCCUGGAGCCUGUUAUCGUGUAUCUUCUUGCAUAUUGUAUCCGCUUCUGGUCAUUUGCUGUGAAGCUCUACAAAUUAUACCUGGAGCCUUGUAUCGUUUAUCUUCUUGCAUAUUAUUUCCGCUUCUUAUCAUUUCUGGCACGAAGAUUGGAUACGGUGCUCGACGUGUUGUAUAGCAUAUUCAAGCAGUUCAUGUAAGGAACUAAUAUCACAGAAAAUUCUACAUUCAGAAGAAUGGUGAUUCUCGAAGAUACACCAUGUGAUUGCAAUCAAUUACCGGCAAUAUCACGAGUGAAGGAUCCGUCAAGGGCCUAUAAGAACCAGCCACGCUUCGGCGAAUGUCGAUAUGGCUCAGAAUCUUCACACAUGAUGUUUAUUUGUUUCCUGAGGCUUAUCCUAUUCUUGCCC